AUGAUCCGCCGCCGCUCUCGUCUAACACUCCUUCUACUCCUAACAUGCGCAUUCCUAUUCUUCAACCUGUCCACCCUCCCCCGCCCCCUUCCACCUCCUCCCCCCCUUCCCCCCUCAUUUGACCCCGGUCGCAUCUUCAUAGCCUCCAACCACUGGAACUCCGAAUCCAUUCUCCGUUCGCACUGGUCCGACGCCGUCACGCGGCUCAUCGUCCGCCUCGGCGUGGAGAACGUGUACUUUUCUCUGUACGAGUCCGGCAGCUGGGAUGAUACCAAGGGCGCGCUACGCGAACUCGACGAGCGAUUGGGGAAGUUGGGCGUUGAGCGGAGGGUGAUUCUUGAGGGGACGACGCACGCGGAUGAGAUCUCGCGGACCCCGAGGGUCGGAGAGGAGGGGUGGAUUGUCACGCCGAGGGGGGGGAAAGAGUUGAGGAGGAUACCGUACUUGGCUAGGGCCAGGAACAGGGUUCUCGAGCCACUGUUGGAGCUGCAGCAGGAUCGGGGGGGAGGGAAGAAUGGGAGCUUUGAUAGGUUGUUAUUUCUGAAUGACGUUAUCUUUACUGUCCGUCCAGCUCUGAUUCGCCGGAUGCGCUGGCCGCGAACUAAUUUGUGGAGGGGUGACAGGUCGAAGACGCAUUAAAUCUAUUAAGCACCCGGAAUGGCGAAUACUCUGCUGCCUGCUCACUGGACUUUCUCGAUAGUACCAAAUUCUACGACACUUUUGCCCUCCGCGACAUUAACGGGCGUUCCGCCGCCAGCCUGUCAUACCCGUUCUUUGCGUCCGGUCCCUCUCGCGCUGCUCUUCUCGCGAGCGCCCCCGUCCCUGUCCGUAGUUGUUGGAACGGAAUGGUGGUCUUCGACGCAGCGCCCUUCCUGCCGCCUUCUAACCUCCGCUUCCGCGGUGUGUCCGACUCACUGGCGGAACGGCACGUUGAAGGGAGCGAGUGCUGUCUUAUACACUACGAUAACCCCCUAUCUGACAAGGGCGUCUGGCUGAAUCCGAAUGUUAGAGUGGCGUAUAAAGCAAAGGGGUGGGAGCUGAUUCGGCAUGGGGUUGGGUGGCCGGGGAAACGGGAGAGGAUUUGGGGUGGGGUUGUUGGGAUCGUGACGGCCGUCUUGGGACUACCCUGGGGAGAUGGGAAGGUGGUGGGAAGGGUUCGGGAGUGGGGAGGGAGCGAGCCCGGGGUUGAUUGCUUGAUUGAUGAAAUGCACGUUCUGGUGAGCAAUGGGUGGAAGCAUUUGUAG
Messenger RNA from Tuber aestivum (summer truffle), 1244 nucleotides. Lineage: Eukaryota; Fungi; Ascomycota; Pezizomycetes; Pezizales; Tuberaceae. The record is from the annotation of a GenBank genome assembly.